AAUGCGUAGCGAGUAAGUACAGAGAGUUUGCGCAGUGUGAUGUUGAUAUUGUAUUCAUCCGGGUAUUCUAAAAUCCCGGAACUACUAUUAAUAGUAUUUUGAAACAAUGAUACCACAGAGUAACUCUGUGAUGAUACCACGGUAGCUGAUUGACAUCAGCAAUGUUGUCAUAUUUGACCGAUCUGUGGUGUUGUGUUAUUGAACACGCUUCCAGUCCACAACAAUAAACAAUAGAAACAAAGAUAUUGGUAACUGAAAGAUGAUCGUUUGAUAUUUAUAGAUUUUUGACCUCCAUAGAGAAACUGAAGUCUGAAGUGAAAAGAAAAUCGGGACAAGAAUUUAAGAAAACACUGACGACAGAUGAGAUUGGGGAUACGUUUUCACCCAAACUAAUCACCAAAUGAAUACAGAUUAAAAUUACAAAGAAUACAGCCUCAUUAUUUCAAUUUUCGACUGAGUUGAAUUAUCAUGGAUAAAGAUAACCAGCUUCAUUUUGAGGCAGCUAAUCAUGGUGAUGUCAUGUUGGCUGGAUUACGACACUUGCGUGAUAAAUGUCAAUUAUUUGACAUGAUUCUAACAGUUGGUGAGGAAGAUUUACCGGUACAUCGUGUAGUUUUAGCUUCUUGUAGUGAAUAUUUCAGGGCAAUGUUUACUGAUGGUUUAAAAGAAUCUAAACAAGAAUGUAUUAUACUGAAUGGUGUGACAGCUACUGGAAUGAGGAAUCUUAUUGACUUUGCCUACACUUCUAAAAUCAACAUAGAUACUGAGAAUGUUUAUGAUGUAUUGGGAGCUGCCAAUCAUGUACAGAUAUUACCAGUUCUAACAGCAUGUGAAGAUUUUCUCAAACAACAUUUAGAUCUAAAUAAUUGUAUUGAUGUCAUGAAUGUUGCAGAACUUUAUUCAUUACAACCAUUAUACCAAGUAGCUCAACAGUAUAUCAGCAAAAAUUGGUCUACAUUUGCUCUAUCAAACGAUUUUCUUAAACUCAGUGUUCAAGAACUAAGCAUUUUAUUAUCCUCUCAUUUUCCCGUUGAUUGUUCAGAAUAUCUGAUUCUUUCAUCAGUAUUAGACUGGCUAGAAUAUAAUUUUAUUGAGAGAAUAGAAUUUGUGCCAGAAUUGUUAGGAGAAGUAAUGUUUGAAUGUAUAAGUGGGUCCGAGAUGGAAGUUAUAUGUGCAAAUUCUAUAUGGACAAAUUUGUUGACACACGUUCCCGAAGUUCAAGACUUUUUAAAAAGAGUGGGGCAGAAUCCUGUUUCUAAGGACUGGUUAGCUUCAUCAGGAAUAUGCAAUUUACGUGGAUUCCAGCACUCGUUAAUAGUAGCAGGUGGUUUUACUAACGAAGGUGGUCUCACUAAUUCUGUCUGGUAUCUUGAUACAACUACUGGCCAACUGCGUCAUCUGACAAAAAUUCCCCAUGUUGAUCAGUGUAAUUUUGGUAUGGGUGUACUCAAUAAUAAACUUUAUGCUGUUGGUGGUUGUUUCAAUGAUCAAAUGCAAGAAUUGAUACACCCAUUUUGUUUCUGUUAUGAUGCUCAAAGUGAUGCUUGGGAAAGUAUUGCUCCCAUGUCUCAAGAAAGAUGUAAUUUUUAUCUCGGUGUGCUUGAAGGAAGAUUUUUUGCUAUUGGAGGAGAUCCACAGGCAUCAUUGGGUGUAGCAGACACAGCACCAUGUGAAUCAUUUGAUCCAGACACAAAUACUUGGGUUGAUAUCGAACCAAUGCCUGGUAACCGUAUGCAGCAUAGCGGUACUUCACAUGGCAGACGGCUUUAUGUUUCAGGGGGACUACAGGAACAAGAUGGUGAUGUUUUUGAUGAUUUAUUGUGGUUUGACUUGAAUACAAAUUCCUGGUAUAGAGGAGCCUCCAUGAGAACUCCAAGAGCAGAUCACUCCAUGUUUGUGUUCAAUGAAAAAAUUUACAUAUCAGGCGGUUGGUUUUAUGAUACCCAUACACAACAAAGAGUCAUUGCUUCAACAAUAGAUUGUUAUGAUAUUGAAACAGAUUGUUGGGAAACUGUUGCAACAUUAAAUGAAUGCCGUUUAUUUGCUACAUACACAAUGUAUAAUGGAUGUAUUUAUGUGGUGGGUGGUUGGAGGGGUGGUAACUAUCGUAGAAAAUGUAAUACUAUUGAUGUGUUUGAUUUAACACGUGGAGAAUGGAUUGAUAAAAAACAUCAACGUCUUCAAGUAUGGGAACAUUCUAGCUGUACAAUGUAUUUACCUAGAUUUAUAAUAUGACACAUGGUCAUAUGGAAUCAUGGUACAAUAUCAAAUGUGUUUAGUGGCCAUCUCGUAGGGACUAUGUUACCAACUUCACCACAUCUCUGACAUCUGACAGUAAAUAAAUCCAAUGUAUUCUAUCACACAAUGCUCACAAUUGUUUCAAUUAUAUAUAAUCAGUACAGAUUUUAUGCGGUCAUUCUUUGUUAUGCUGGAUUUUUAUGCUAUAUAAUUAGGGUACAUUCAUAUACUUUACCACAGCAUCUAAUGUUUUUAUACGCCCACAUUUUCAUGUGGAUGUAUAUUGUCGUCGCCCCUGUCUGUCCGGACGUCCGUCCACAAUUGGUUUGUGGACACUUUACAGUUCUCAAUUUUUAAGGGAUUUCGACGAAAAUAUAGGUCUAUCUCCCAAAGAUCUCUGUUCCUUUCGAAAUUGGCAUCUAUCUGACGAACCAUAGCUUCGCGUUGUUAGCUUGUGGAUACUCUAGAGGUCACAAUUUUCAUCCGAUUUUGAUGAAACUUGAAAUGCAUGUUUAUAACCUAAAGAUCUUGGUUCCUUUUGAUAUUCGAACAUAUGGGAUCAUAAUUUCCUGAAUUAUGGCCCCUGAUUGUACGAAAAAUCACGUUUUAAGCUCGUGGUACCUUAGAGAUCGCAAUUUUUAUCCAAACGUUAGGAUAUAUCUCCGUUACGCCAUAAGGCUGGCUGAAUUUGAAUUUUGUGAAAAUUGGACCAAAACUGCCGUUCAAAAUGGCCUCCCCUCGUACGCAAAUUACUGUAAAAAUAUGGUAUAUCAAGGUUGUGGACCCUCUACAGGUCACAAUUUUUAUCUGAUUUUGUUGAAACUUGAAAUGUAUCUUUAUAACCCAAAGAUCUUGGUUCGUUUCCAUAUUCGUACAUUUUGGAUCAUAAACCAAAAUGUUGAUUGAGUUCGAAUUUUGUGAAAAUCUGACUCAAACUGCCAGACAAAAUAGCCGCCCUUCGUACACAAAUAGUGUAAAAAUUUAGUACAUUAAGGUUGUGGAACCACUAGAGGUCAUAUCACAAAGAUCUUGGUACUUUUCGAUAAUCGCGCAUAUCUCAAAGUAACUUCCUGGAUUAUGCCAUUUUUAGCUUGUGGACCCGCAAGAAGUCACAUCUUUUAUCCGAUUUUAAAAAUCGUUUAAAUAUAUCACCGUUCCACCAUAAUGAAGGUUGAGUUCGAAUUUCGUGAAAAUCGAAACAACAAUCCGACAAAAUGGUCGCUCCUUGCAUGCCAAUUGUGUAAAAGUAUGUAAUACGGAUGUUGUGGACGCUCUAGAGGUCACAAUUUUUAUCCGAAUUUUAUGAAACUUAAAACAUAUCUUUAUAUCCCAAAGAUCUCAGUCACUUUUGAUAUUUGCGCAUUUCAGACCAUAUUACCAAAGAUCUUAGUUGCUGUCCAUAUUCGUGCAUUUCAGAUCCUAACUCUGGAUUCUGGACCCUGAUUUUGCAAAAUGUGGACGUAUCUUGCCUGGUAACCCCUAGUUCAGGUUGUUGUCAACAGGGAAUCAUUUUGUAUGACAAGUUCCCCUAAACUGAUUAACGCAAUGAUUAACUUGCAUAUAUUUAUCAACACAUGUACAUUUAUGUUAUAUAUUUAAAGGGCAAGUCUCGGAUUUCACAAAACACUGUAAAUAAUAGUCAUUUUAUCUGUUUAUCGAAACCCCAAAUUGUGAUGAAAUGGUUUAUUUACCCUGUCUGAAAAUUUCGAAUAAUCUUAUUUAGCCGUUUAGAUUUGAUUGCUAGAUUUGCUUAACCCUUAACCGGUCAUUGUCAACUAUAGUCACCACAACGUUAUACAGCUAAGUGGUCACGGUUGACUAAAGUCGACCACAACAAGAACCUUUUUUUUAUAAGCCUCAUUUGAGUAUUUAGUUUCGUAUUUAAUUGAUAUGGCCACGCAUGCGUGUCAGACAGGAAUUUGUCUAGUCAAGGGCAUUGAGAAAAACAUGUCUUUGUUCAACAUUACGAAAAACGUAAUUUAACGAUGUCGGGAACGUUAAAGACGCUCGAAGUGGUUGAAAUUCUUAUGAAAUAUUCUGACUCGAUGACACUGAUUCUGAAGACAAUAUUUCUGAUGAAAAGAAUUUAGAAUGAUUUGCAAAUUAUAGAUCAACUUAUCCCCUUCAACUUUUUUAUUGGUGUCAAGGGUCUAUCACUUAUAAUUAUUCGGCAAUAGUCAAUUGAAAUAGGCAUACAAAAUAUUUCACGUCAGCCUUUAUUUAGCCUGAUCACUUGACGUCAUGACGUCAAAAUGACGUCGACCGGUUAAGGGUUAACAAGAUUACAUAACUCAUUGAAGAAAUUUCAAUCUUCAAUUACAUGUAUGUGAUUGCCUAGACUUCACUUACCCAUGUAGCGCUACAAUUUCUGCAAGUAUAUGAAUAUGGUUAUCCAUAUCCAUACACAGCUUGGAAUUGGGGACUUAUGGCCAACCUUAAAUGGAAUUAGUAUGUUUCUCUGAAGAAAUUAAAUGGCACUAUUUAGUUUGUAUUUGGUGCAGUACCAGUAUUUAAAAUAUUGCAUUAUUAAUAACUCUGGUUAUUAGAAAAAUGUCUAUUUGUUCACCCAUGCUAUAUGCUAGUUAACACAAACAGCUAGUGAGUAUAUUUAUAGUACUGUUGGAUAUUUUGGAAUUUCACACUGUCAGUGUAAUAAACCAUUAAAUUUGUCCAGA
Patella vulgata (common limpet) is the source of this 4913-nucleotide messenger RNA. RefSeq names its product kelch-like protein 26. The record is from RefSeq and is a predicted model, not a curated record. The coding region runs from base 469 to 2235 and encodes 588 amino acids. The transcript has 4 exons. Lineage: Eukaryota; Metazoa; Mollusca; Gastropoda; Patellidae. Gene Ontology annotation, molecular function: protein binding.